This is a messenger RNA of Leopardus geoffroyi (Geoffroy's cat), 3844 nucleotides long. RefSeq names its product tissue factor pathway inhibitor (gene TFPI). The transcript is spliced from 8 exons. The record is from RefSeq and is a predicted model, not a curated record. Gene Ontology annotation, molecular function: serine-type endopeptidase inhibitor activity. Lineage: Eukaryota; Metazoa; Chordata; Mammalia; Carnivora; Felidae. Gene Ontology annotation, cellular component: extracellular region. Gene Ontology annotation, biological process: negative regulation of peptidase activity. Bases 289 to 1284 code for a protein of 331 amino acids.
UGUGAUCUCUGAAACCAGCUCUGGGGCUCCCUCUUUGCUCCAAUAGACAGGAGCGACUUUGGGCUACAUAAUCAUCAAAUUCUUACCUCGCCCUUCACUGCUAGUAGGAUCAGAUUACAUUUCUUUCACUAUUCUCCACUCCCCAGUUUCUUGAUCUGUUUAAAAGAAGUAGAAAAGAUAAGUCUUCUCUUCAGUGCCUGGAAGGGAAAACAAAAUAACCUCAACUCCGCUUUGAAAAAAAUCUUUCCAAGAACUUUCUUCAGAGAUUUGACUCAGAUAAUUUCUACGAUGAAGAAAGAACAGAUUUUUUGGACUUCUGUGUAUCUGCUGCUUAACUGUGCUUCUGCCCCUCUUAGUGCUGUCGCCGAGGAUGCUGAGGAAUAUACAGAUGUCACAGAUGAUGGGUUACCACCACUGAAACUUGCACAUUCAUUUUGUGCUUUGAAAGCAGAUAAUGGCCCAUGCAGAGCAAUCCUUACGAAAUUUUUUUUCAAUAUUCACACUCAACAGUGUGAAGAAUUUAUAUAUGGGGGAUGUGAAGGAAAUCAGAAUCGCUUUGAAAGCCUGGAAGAGUGCGAAGAAAAAUGUAUAGGAGAUUAUGUAAAGACCAGGACUGAGACCACAUUAGAAAAAGAAAAGCCAGAGUUCUGCUUUUUGGAUGAAGACAGUGGAAUCUGUCGAGGUUAUAUGACUAGGUAUUUUUAUAGCAAUGACACAAAGCAGUGUGAACGUUUCAAGUACGGUGGGUGCCUUGGCAAUCAAAACAACUUUGAAUCACUUGAGGAAUGCAAGAACACCUGUGAAGAUGCAGUGAAUGAUAACCAGCUGGAUAUGAUUGUGAAUAAUACAUUACUGUCUGAGACUACGGACAGUAUAUUACCACUUUAUGCUACGACUAAUACGUUACUGCCUGAAUCUGUGAAUAGUACAUUACCGCUUGAUUCUGUGAAUAAUGACUCCUUCACUCCCCAGCCUACCAACGUCCCUAGCUUUUUUGAAUUUUACGGUCCUUCCUGGUGUCUGACCCCAGCAGACAGAGGAUUGUGUCAAGCCAAUGUGAGCCGAUUCUACUAUAAUUCAGUUAUUGGGAAAUGCCGCCCAUUUAAAUACAGUGGAUGUGGAGGGAAUGAAAAUAAUUUUACUUCUAAAAAUGCAUGUCUUAGGACUUGUAAAAAAGGCUUCAUCCAAAGAACAUCAAAAGGAGGAUUAAUUAAAACUAAAAGAAAAAGAAAGAAGCAGACAGUGAAAAUAGGAUACGAAAAAAUUUUUGUUAAGAAAAUAUAAAUUUGGGGGCACCUGAAGUGGCUCAGUCUGUUAAGCGUCUGAUUCUUGCUCUUGGCUAGGUCAUGAUUUCAUGGUUGGGGAGAUUGAGCCCCACCUUGGGCUCUGUGGGUCAGGUUCUGUGCUGACAGCAUGGAGCCUGCUUGGGAUUUUCUCUGCCCUCCCCCACUCACAUACUCUCUUUUUCUCUAAAUAAAUAAAUAAACAAAAAAAAAUAAAUAAAUCUUACAUUGUUACAUUAGUUCUAAAUAUUUUGGAUGAAACUUUUCACUAUAAUUUUUAUUUUUUUUCCUGAAAUCCUUUUAAUGAAUAUUUCCAUCAAUUUUCUAUGUACAAAUUAACUGCUAUUAAUACAUUUUUAUCAGAAUUCAUUCCUUAAUCUAGUCAAAUUGCUUACUCAAGGACAAUGAUUAACUGACUACUGUGAAUUUACCUAUUCUCUCAAUUCCUUUAUAUUUUUCAUUAACUACAAGCUAUCAUUUACUGGCCACAUCAAGACAGUCCAUUUUUCCAUUUGGUGAUUAUCUGUUUGAGAAUAUGUUGUCAUUUAUUUGUUUCGAUCAUGUGUAUGAUGAUCUUUAUAGUCUAUGCCCAAAUUGAUAAAUGCAGAUAUUAAGGAUCAAGCACUUUUUGGAUUUCACAUCAAACAUGGUGACAAGCAUUUGCUUCUAUAAGGAUCACUCAACUGUGCGAAAGCUGGUAAUAAUACAAUUCUAUUAUGUGCUUCCCUCCAUAGACAUAAUUUUUCUCCUUUCUUAUAAACCAGUACCUCAAUCAAUCUUGAGCCAUACCAUUAUCUGAACAAAGAGAGUCAACUCUAUCAUGUGCCUGCCUGAUUUUGAUUGAUCUAACUAUUUUGUGUAUGUUUGUGUGCUUAUGACUCACUAUACUAGUAAAAAUGGUUCAAUGUUAAGUACAGAUCAUGGUAAGAAGAAACUUGGUGGAAAGGGAAGUUUUUAAUGGCAAUCAAAAGUGAAUUGUGUUUAUAUACUUCCAAUUUUAUUGUUUAACAAAAUUUUCUCUUACCCCAAAUAGCAAGAAUACUGAAUCCUACUGAAACUUAUUCAUUUAUCAUUAAGCUUUGCAUGCAAUGCAACCAAUAAGUAAGUCAUGGGGGAAGUAAGCUUCAGGGGGAAGAAAAAGUCAUGUUAUUUAUGUAGAAAAGGAAGGUCUACUACUGAAAAGUCUAUCAGCAAGGAAGAUUCCACUAGAAAAAUCUAUGUACUAUUCACUCUCAGGGUUUUAAAUAAUCUCUCCGUGGAGUUAACUCACUUUAUCCAGAUCCUUUUCUGCUGAUCUAUGUGCAGUCUGGCAUCUCAACAGACUCCUAGACAUUUCAGUUCCUAUAAUAUUCACCUCAAACUUUGCAUUUAAAUUUGAACUUGUCAUCUAGAAACAACUAAUCACUUCAUCUGCUUAGUUUAGCUUUAUGAUUUCUCUCUAGCAAUAGUAUUAUAAUUCUCUGUUCCUGUGACUUGAAAGUUUGACCCCGGUUUUGACUUCUUUUUUCUCAUGUACGUAUCUGAUCAGUCUCUAAACACUAGUGCUUCCUUUUUCAUAAAGUUCAUCCAACUCCAGGGUUUUUGCCCCUUCUGCAUUCUUCACAUCAGUAUUGAUUUAAUUCCUAAGAAUUAAUUCCUUAGAGCAUAUUUCUCCACCACUCAAAAUCCAUCAAGGACUCACUAGUUGGUACUUAACCCCACCCUAUCCCCCACAAUUUUAUUUUGUUCUAUAUAUAUUACACUACUGCCCUCUUUCAUGACUAUUUCAAUUUAAUUAAAAGGGUAUAUACUGUUCACUAAAUACUCUUUAUUUAGUCAGCUUAUUCAUGCUGAUUUCCUACUUAAAAAUAUUAUCUUUUCCAGACUAUCCAUGUGAAGCCAGGGUUCAGCUGAUGUGAGCUAUAAAAUUAUUCUGUUUUGUGGCCGAAUAUGAAGUCCUAAGAUACAAUUACAAAUUACUUUCAUCCUAAAGCAUAAAAAUUAUAUCAUUAUAAAAUAGUGUCAAUUUUUUUCACUUAAAAAUUUUAUAUCUUGAUUUCAAAUAUAAUAUAUAUACAUAAUAUAUACAUAAGUAACUGCCUUAGACUGGAUCUUUGCUGUGGAAUUUGAGACUUGGAAAUCAAAAUCCCUGUGAAAUAUGCUUUGUAUCAUUAUACAUGGAGAGUAAUACCUUUAAAUAAACAAUAUGGUCUCCUAAGUUAACCUAUCUGCCACCAAGGACAUAGAAGUAGCACAUUAGUGAGUUGACGGUUUUCUCCAACAAUCAUUCACGGGUUCAUUACUUAAUCAAGAAAUACUCACACUCAGGUGAUUUCUAAUUUUUAAUGCAUGAGAAUAUUAUUUUUACUGUGUUUUAAAUAAGAAGCUCUCUGGUUGUAUUGUCUUACUUUGUGUUACAUAAUUAAAUACAUCUAACUGUGAAUUUUAUAUAGAAUUACUUUAUACAGCAUUUAUAUGUAUUUACCUACUUAGUUUUCUCUCUGUUCAAAAUUAAUGGAUCAUGCUGAAAACUGCCCAAAUGAUUUUAGUGUUUACAUUAUAAUAAAUAAAAUAUUCUGAAU